Molecule: messenger RNA, 674 nt
Organism: Eucalyptus grandis
Lineage: Eukaryota; Viridiplantae; Streptophyta; Magnoliopsida; Myrtales; Myrtaceae
Exons: 1
Coding region: 36-425 (129 amino acids)
Source: RefSeq, a predicted model, not a curated record
UAAAGUUGCGCACGACACCUUUGGAAACACUCCCCAUGGCAGCCUCCACCUGCAUGACAAAUUGCACUGUGGACGGUGCCGCCCAGGCAGGGCCGGCGUACAUGAGCCUCCGCAAGGGGCCGGAGCGGGACGGUGAUCAUUUUCCUGCGGGGCGCAGGGGGCGGUCACACCCUAGAGUGGUGGAUGGGAUAUCUUGCAGGCAAAUGUACCUGAGGAGCUACACUUUCUCCAGGAAGGAGAGCGUGCCCGAGAGGACCAAGAAGUGCUUGGCGAGAGUCAAGAAGAGAGUGUUUCGCGGGAAAUUGGUGGUCCGGAGGGCUAAAGAAGUGUCUUGCUCUGCUCUCUUGGCGAUAUUUCAACGCCUUCUCUCUUGCACGGCCAAAAUCGAUGUAGCUGAUUAUCAUCUCUCCCGGAGAGGCUACUGAGUAUACCUGACUGUUACUCUUCGCCUUGAAUCUUUGUCUUUCUUUAUCUUCUGGGUUUUACGUGCUUCAUAUAGGGUAAAUUGCGAGUUAUCUCUGUGAUAUGAUGGUGGGUCGAAUGCAAAGAUCAGUGCAGAAGGGUGGAAGCUGUGAGAGGAUGAUAAGUGUCAUUUGCUAUGAAUUGCUUCUCUUCUCUAUUUUUGGAUGAGGAAAUUGCAUUUUUGUGAACUUAUUACUUCUCAGAUUACUUCA